AGUCGGUCGCGCGUGGUGGUUGGUAACGUGAUUGUGGUGAUCGGCCGGUGAACGUGAGCGUCGUGUGCGUGCCGCAUAAGCAAGGAGAGAACGAUGGCGAGCCACGACGGUGUUGGCAUCGGUGACUUUGUACUGCUGGAUGAGAUCACUGUCGAUCGCGCGGUGGAGAACCUUAAAACAAGAUUCAACGGAGGGAAGAUUUAUACGUACAUCGGCGAAGUGUGCGUGAGCGUGAAUCCUUACAGAACCACCAAUAUUUACGAUGAAAGCCACAUUGUUAAAUACAAAGAUAGAGAACUGUUCGAAAAUCCACCGCACAUCUUCGCGAUUGCGGACGCGGUGCAUAAAGAGAUGAAGCAGCAGGGAAGAGACACCUGUAUAGUGAUAAGCGGCGAGUCGGGCUCCGGUAAAACGGAGGCUAGCAAAAUUAUUAUGAAGUAUAUCGCUGCUGUAACCAAUCUGAGCGGCCAGCAAGAGAUCGAGAGAGUGAAGAAUAUCCUCAUUCAAUCAAACUCGAUAUUGGAGGCGUUCGGCAAUGCCAAGACGAACAGGAACGACAACUCGUCACGAUUCGGAAAGUACAUGGAUAUUAAUUUCGAUUUCAAAGGCGAUCCCGUCGGUGGCCACGUGACCAAUUAUCUCCUCGAGAAAUCGCGGGUGGUCUAUCAGCAAAAGGGAGAACGCAAUUUUCACUGCUUCUAUCAGUUGCUAAGUGGCUGCAACGAAGUCGAACUGAACAAACUACGUCUAGUCCGCGACCCGGCCGCUUAUUACUUCAUCGGCAACAGCAAAAUAACCAGCUCCGACAGAGGCGAUUAUAAAGCCAUUUGCACCGCCAUGUCCAGCCUUGGAUUCUCCCCAAACGAAGUGCAGACCAUAUGGAAUAUCGUCGCUGGUGUUCUGCAUUUGGGCAAUGUCACCUUCCGAUUGGACGACGACAAGCUUUUAAUUGAAAAUAACAGUGCUUUAAACGACACCGCCAAUUUGCUCUCGAUUAGCCCGAAAGAACUGAGCACCGCCCUUUCGCAGAGGGUCAUAGCGGCGGGUGGAGAAGUCAUGCAGAAGACUCAUAAUUUGAUAGAAGCCGAGUAUGGCCGAGACGCUUUGGCGAAGGCUGUAUAUGAGCGAUUGUUCACGUGGAUAGUAUCGCGCGUCAACGGUUCUAUCAACGUAAACGACAGCGACAGGGUGAAGAGAUACGGCACGUUGAUUGGCGUGCUGGACAUUUAUGGCUUCGAGAUUUUCGACAUGAACAGCUUUGAACAGUUUUGCAUCAACUAUUGUAAUGAAAAGUUGCAACAGCUUUUUAUCGAGUUGGUUCUGAAACAAGAGCAAGAGGAAUAUCAGAAGGAAGGGAUAGCUUGGCAAAACAUUGAAUAUUUCAACAAUCAGAUUAUCUGCGACUUGGUUGAACAAACUCACAAGGGAAUGAUAGCGAUCAUGGACGAAGCUUGCCUCAACGUUGGCAAAGUUACCGAUGAGAUGCUCCUCGACGCGAUGGAUAAGAAAUUGGCGGGCCAUAGACACUACACCUCUCGACAAUUAAAACCUAUGGAUAAAGAGCUGCAGCAUAGAACGGAGUUCAAAAUCAAGCAUUAUGCCGGCGACGUGAUUUAUAAUAUUAACGGCUUCCUCGACAAGAACAAAGACACGCUCUUCCAAGACUUCAAACGGCUGCUCUAUAAAAGCAAUAAUUCAAUAAUUAGUGAAAUGUGGCCUGAGGGCGCGCAGAAUAUUUUGAAGACGACAAAGAGGCCUUUAACCGCUGGCACGAUGUUCCGCAAUUCUAUGAUCGCGCUGGUGAAAAAUCUAACAAGUAAAGAACCGUUUUAUGUCAGAUGCAUAAAACCCAACGAAGUGAAAUCUCCUGUCGUGUUCGAUAACGAGAGGGUGAAUCAUCAAGUGAGAUACUUGGGACUCGUGGAGAACAUAUUGGUGAGACGAGCUGGUUUUGUGUACAGACAACGAUACGACAGAUUCUUGAAAAGGUACAAAAUGAUAUCUCAGUACACGUGGCCAAACUUCCGAGGCACUAAUGAGAAGGAUGGAGUGCGCACAUUAAUGGAUGAGAAAGGUUUUUCUAACGACGUUAAGUACGGUCACACGAAGAUAUUCAUUCGCUCGCCGCAAACUCUAUUUGCGUUGGAAAAGGCUCGCAGUGAUCUGAUACCGGGCAUCGUGAUUCUCUUGCAAAAGCAGUGGCGAGGAUAUCUCUGCCGUCAAAGGUACAAGAAGAUGAGAGCCGCGCUGGUUCUAAUGUAUUACUACAGAAGAUACAAACAGCGCGCUUACAUCAAUGAACUCGCGCGGAUUUUCAAGAACGCCAAGAACAUGCGGGAUUACGGCAAACAUUUAGCAUGGCCGCGUGAAAAUUUCGCCGUGAGAUACGUGGUCCCUGCCUUGAAGAACAUGUAUGCGAGAUGGUGGGCGUGGAUGGUGCUUCGCGUGAUUCCUCGCGAGGACUGGCCACAGCUUCGAUUAAAGAUGGCAGCCGGCGCCGUGCUGCGCUCGAAACGAUCUUACUGGGGCCAAGAUCGUCGCUGGGAGGGAAACUACUUAUCCAAGCCGGAUGAAAAUCCUCAGAGCGACAUUUUCAACUCCUCGAUAAACAAUCUUCGAAACACCGACCACUUCAAGGCUGUUCUGUUCAGCGCAUUUAUCAGGAAGACCAACAGGUUUAAUAAGACAGCGGACCGCGUUCUGGUGGUAACGGAGCAUGCCGUGUACAAACUGGACGACGUGAAGUUCAAGAACAUGAAGAAAGGCAUGCCAAUAGCGGAAAUCACUGGCCUGAGCGUUUCACCUGAGAAGGAUCAGCUUAUCACGAUUCAUUCAAAUCGCGGAAACGAUUUCAUUCUAUCGAUCACCGCGAAAGACGAUAGAAUCGGAGAGCUAGUUGGCAUUCUAAGCAAUCGAUAUUACCAGCAACGCGGCACCGAUCUGCACGUCACGGUAGACGUAAAAUUCAAGUGCAUGUUGGGUAACAAGAGCAGACUAUUGCGCAUCGAAGUGAUGCCUGACGUGAGCGAGCCCACGUUCAAGAAAGACGGUAAUCAAAUCAUCUACGCCAUUCCACCGUCGGUGAGUAUCAUCGACGGUAGCGUUAAUACAAGACAACAAAUCCGUACGGCCAGUUAAAAGUCUGACGAGUUAUCCGAGACUGUGUACCAUAAUUGAAUAUACAUGUUUUAAUUACUUACUCUCGUUAGCGUGUACUCUGCCAUAACGGUACUAUUAUGCUUUAACGAUUCCACAAAUCACAUUGUGCGCUUAUUUCGCAUUUGAAAGUUUUCCGGUUAAAAUCAGUUAUUCUAUAUAAUCAGGGCUGAGCAAAAUGUAUUUCAAAUACAAUAAACUAUUUGAAAUACAAAAUG
This is a messenger RNA of Linepithema humile (Argentine ant), 3374 nucleotides long. It is a transcript of the gene Myo31DF, whose product is annotated as Unconventional myosin ID. Gene Ontology annotation, cellular component: actin cytoskeleton; plasma membrane; vesicle. Gene Ontology annotation, biological process: vesicle transport along actin filament; actin filament organization. The record is from RefSeq and is a predicted model, not a curated record. Lineage: Eukaryota; Metazoa; Arthropoda; Insecta; Hymenoptera; Formicidae. Gene Ontology annotation, molecular function: actin filament binding; ATP binding; microfilament motor activity.